This is a messenger RNA of Ostreobium quekettii, 206 nucleotides long. NCBI's taxonomy places the organism in Eukaryota, Viridiplantae, Chlorophyta, Ulvophyceae, Bryopsidales, Ostreobiaceae. The record is from the annotation of a GenBank genome assembly.
AAAAUGAAGACGGCGUCAGGCAUCUUGAGGGUGUGAUGUGCGAGCUGGAAGAAUGGCAGCUGCUUGCCGAAGUGACCCCCGACGCCCUUGAAGCAGCAGAAUUGUAUGCUGCAAUAGGACAUUUCAGCUCGGCAGCAAAAAGACUGAGACCCAAACUGGAGACAGACCCGAGGAACAGAGAGGUUCUGUGUCGGUAUUACCUCAAG